CGCUUACGUAAACGCUUCGUCGGUCACCGCUUGAUCAACGGUCUAGCUCGUAAUCAAGGACAUCGCGCGCGUCAAGUGAGCCACCUCGCUGAUCGAUCAUGGACGCCUUCCACAACUUGCUUCGCGAAGCCACAAACCCUCGCAACGGCGGCUCUGGCUCGUCACCACUUCCGACGCCUGGUAGCCUAACCCAAGCUUUGCAGAACGCUGGUGGAGGUCACGGUAUGGGCAUGACGCCCCCGCAACUCAAUGGCAACGGAAUGGGCUUGCCCAUGGGCAUGAGCAUGCCACUCUCGAUGUCCGGCCUGCAGUCCGGCAACACCAACGGCUUAGCACCCAUCCAUGGGGGCCGAAUGACCCCACUCAUGGGCUCCAACUCACCCAUGUUCCCGAGCCUAGGUGGCAACGGCACACCUACCUCCCUGAUGGCGAGUACCGGAGCUUCAACUGCCACGACGACCGUUGCUGCUGUACCCUCUGCCCCUGCUGCUGAGAAGAAGAAGACUACGAAGAAGCGCAAAGCCCCUAGCUCCAGCGCUGACGCUGAAUCGGGCGAGGAUGGUCGCAAGCAGCCUGAGGAGUACGAGGACCCCAAGGCCAAGCGACGUGCGCAGAUCGCCAAGGCCGCCCGUAAGCACAGACAACGUCAGAAGGACGAGCUGAUUGCGCUGCGCGCCAAGGUGAAGGACUUGAAGGAGCAGAUCGAGGUGCUGCAAUCGUCCGAGCCCUCCGAGCAUAACACCGAGCUCGGAUGGAAGCAGGAGGCCGAGCAGCACGCCGAAAUCCGCGCGCGUGUGGACCAGGAGAACGAGUUUCUACGCAAGACGCUGAUGGAGCAGAUGAAGUUCAUCCAGAGACUGCAAGACUAUUUCACCAAGCAGCCGCUACUCAACAUGCCGUCGCUGGAUAUGAUCCUGAACUCGUCUUCCUCUGCAUCCACUACGCCGGCUGCGCUCUCCAACACAAUCUCAGCUGCGCCGUCGGUGUUGCAGCUGCAGUCCGGCUCGUUCCGUGACCGACUCAUUGAAAUGGCCAACGAGUCCAUGGUCAACUCGGACAAGCAGCUUACUGCCUGCGAGACGGCUUUCCGCAACCCAAAGACGUCCACGAUGACGUACUUCGGUCUGCAGGUGCAGUAUGAAAUGGGUAAAAACGAAAUGGGUAUUUUCUUCCGCCACCAUCUGUACAACUGCAACUCGAAUUCUGUGAUGAACGACCUUUGGUCGGUCAUUGGUGACGUAAGCUUUGAGAAGGGCUUCGCGUUCACAGAGACCGCUGAGGUCCUCGAGGAAGUGGACCCCAACACCAAGUACAUUCGCCGAGUGGUGAAUCUCACCAUGUCUAACGACGCAGCUGUCGGCGGAGGCAUGAUGAAGGAGGAGAGUCUGACUGUCAACCAGAAGCGCGACAACCCAGACGGCAGCUUGACAAUGAUCUCGCGAUCCGUUCUGGACGACCCCAGCCACCCCAAGUCGGCUGACCACCUUCGCCGUAACGCCACCACUGCAGUGUCACUAAAGAACUUUAGUGACUCGACUGGCCAGGGAUGUCUUCUGCUGUGGUCUGUGAAGGUCGAGCUAGAUAAGGACCCGGAGGAGCGCGCCAAGAGCUUCAACAUUCCGGAUAUUAUCCUCAAGAACCUGUUUGAGGUUGCUCCGGUGUAUGUCAAGGGUAUCGUGGACCGCUCGCGCGGAACGCUGCCACAGAGCUAAGUCUGCCGUGUGACGGUAGAUAUUCCAAUAAGAUGGCACAAAGUCCAACAAUCACGAAGGGGGGAGUAUGUACGUUUCUGAGUUCGAUGCAUGUACCUUUACCGACAGGUCAAUUGUAGCGUACCUGAAGGGUAAGAGACACAACAAGCAAAGACAUUUGAUUU
This is a messenger RNA of Phytophthora infestans T30-4, 1876 nucleotides long. RefSeq lists its product as uncharacterized. The coding region runs from base 99 to 1712 and encodes 537 amino acids. Gene Ontology annotation, molecular function: DNA-binding transcription factor activity. NCBI's taxonomy places the organism in Eukaryota, Oomycota, Peronosporomycetes, Peronosporales, Peronosporaceae. The transcript is spliced from 2 exons. The record is from RefSeq and is a predicted model, not a curated record. Gene Ontology annotation, biological process: regulation of DNA-templated transcription.